This is a messenger RNA of Emericellopsis atlantica, 3309 nucleotides long. Its product is annotated as putative cell division control protein. The transcript has 6 exons. The coding region runs from base 190 to 3081 and encodes 963 amino acids. Gene Ontology annotation, molecular function: phospholipid binding; protein binding. The record is from RefSeq and is a predicted model, not a curated record. Lineage: Eukaryota; Fungi; Ascomycota; Sordariomycetes; Hypocreales; Bionectriaceae. Gene Ontology annotation, cellular component: cytoplasm; cell division site; mitotic actomyosin contractile ring, proximal layer. Gene Ontology annotation, biological process: cytoskeleton organization.
CAAUGUCCCCUCGAUGCACCUCCAAUUGAUCCGCUCACGCUACGAAACGGAGACAUGGACAACAAACCUCAACAUUAACUUUGACCUAUUCUGCCUUGAGCCUCUGGUCUCAAGAGUCAUUCCUCAUCGUCAAAGUCGGUGUAACCAUUUCUAAUCGAACAUACUUGCGACAAACACAAUUUGGGCGAUAUGCCUGCAGCAACGGCUGAGGCUCCGGCCGUGUCAAUGUCUUUUGCCAACAACUUCUGGGGCAAAGAUGAUGCUGGCGUUGGCCCGCUUCUCGAGCGCAUGCAAGGCGCAAAGCAGACAUGUGACGAACUGAGGUCAUUCUACGCAUCUCGCGCGUCCAUCGAAGAAGAGUAUGCUAGGAAACUACUCAGUUUGACGCGCAAGGCUCUAGGAUCACAAGAAACAGGGUCGCUGAAGACAUCCCUCGAUACGCUGCGCGGAGAGGUGGAACAAAUGGGGAAGCAACACCAAAGUAUUGCUGCCCAGAUGAAGACUGAACUGGAAGAACCACUGGCAGCUUUCGCAGGCGGCAUGAAAGAGCGCCGCAAAAUUGUACAGAGCACAGUUGAGAAGCUGCUCAAGACAAAGAUCCAACAAACGCAGCAAGUCAACAAGACACGAGACCGAUUCGAACAGGACUGCCUCAAGAUCAAGGGGUACCUGGCCCAGGGCCAUAUGGUCAUGGGGCAGGAAGAGCGCCGCAACAAGGCCAAACUCGAAAAGACACAAAUCAGCGUUGCGAGUACCAAUACCGAGUACGAAAGCGCGGUCAAGAUUCUUGAAGAAACCACGGCGAGAUGGAAUCGCGAGUGGAAGGCCGCUGCCGACAAAUUCCAGGACUUGGAAGAGGAGCGCCUGGACUUUACGAAAAGUAGCCUUUGGACUUUCGCCAACAUCGCCUCGACUGUCUGUGUCAGUGACGAUGCAUCCUGCGAGAAGGUCCGGUUAUCAUUGGAAAAGAUGGACGUCGAAAAGGACAUUGUCAGCUUCAUCAAGGAAGCAGGCACAGGUCAGGAAAUCCCGGAUGCGCCCAGGUACAUCAACUUCUGUCGCGGCGACGUCAACGACAACGUCUCGGACUAUUCAGAUGAUGAGAACUACCAGGUGGCCCAAUUUUCUCGAACUAUCAACCCGGCCUUUAGAAGUUCCUCGCCUCAGCCGUCAACAUUUGAGUCGCACCACGACCCGAACUCGCCACUGGCGAACAAGUUGGCACAUAGAGAACCGGUCAAUCCAAGCAGCCGCGAGAACGUUGCGGGAACACAAAUGCAACCACAGGCUGCCCAGCCCGCGGCCGUACCAACACAACUAGAAGAUCCCUAUCGUGGAUUGCCCGUUCAAGCUACAGCUCAACCUCCAGCUCCAGCGCCAGUUCAAGCUCAACCUCCGGCACGACCACUGGACCAUCAACUACAGCGACAGCCUGAACCAGCGCAGCGGGGCUACGACGCCAGUCAGCACGGUCCCGUCGCAGCAGUACCACAUGACCCGUAUCCGCAGGAUGGUAUGACCAUGUUGUGCCGCACGGGUCCUGUCGGGCCUCCGUCCGACCGCAGCUCUCAGUUGACCUCGAACCGACCAUCUAGCCGCGAUGAGAACAGCGAAUAUAGUAACCCAACUUCUCUAUCGAGCUACGACCCAGCCAGCGGAGCACCUUCGCCCACAAAACAGGAGCCUGUGUCUGUGCCGGAACCCGGUCCCGAAAAACGCAUAUUCAAGAAGAAGAGUGGCUUCUUCCAAAACCAUAGUCCAUUCCGCCGCAAAAGCGUCAAAGACGUGCACCCUCCUGCCCUGGUCAACCGAAACACGUGGCACCCGGCACCUGCUCAAAAUGCCACAAGCCCUGUGCGGCGACCGCAGAUGUACGCCAACGACGGUUCAACAGCGCAGUCUAGAAGCUUUGGUCAAGAGAGAGGCCCCAGCCCGGAGCCGAUCGAUGCAAAUGCCAGCGUGGCUCUCGGCGUAGGUCAGAACGUACUGCCAGUGGAAACUGGGCGAAAGCAGGCCUCAGCGUCGAAGCCUGCUGCCGACGAAAAUGAUCCUAUAGCCCAAGCACUUGCUGAACUUAAGGGUGUAACUUUGGGGAAGCAGUCCUCGGUUCGGAUGUCAGCUGAUCACUAUCACGGCAUCGCCACACCAGCGCCAGGCACUGAGGCAGCGUCUUCUCGCUCCAUUCCAAAUGUGGGUGGAAGGAGCACCGCGACCCCGACUCGGAGUGAUCCUCCGCCUUCAUAUCAGCAGCCAGCUCAGCAGACUCCUGUCUCCAGGCUGGGCGUUCCUGCGCCCGCUGUCACCUCCAAGGCGAUGAAGGAGGCCACAAAGAAAGCGACAAACCAGGCCCGCAGCGUCUACGGCGACUCUGGUAGAGGUGACAGAGGCGGCUUCUCUGCAUCUCCUAGUUCCCGGCCAGCUACUCGGGGCAACGACAUGCCUCGGGCGGCUUCGCCGGCCCCCACACGCAGUGCCUCACCGCAGCCGCAACGCCAUGACCCCGGACGCCGCGAUUAUCACACACCAUCCCCGAAGCCAUACUCGGGCCGCCAGUCGCAAGGCUCGACGUAUGGAGGUGAAUCGGGCCGUAACUCGGGAGACUAUUACCGUCAAGCAUCUCCCAAUGACACAGGGAGAGGGGAAUCGCCAGCGCCUCGCAGGAAUACUUACCAGCAGCCUCAGCAGCAGCAGCAGCAGCAACGCCCACAGAGCAGCUACAGCGGCAGUAAUAUGGCUGUCCAACUUGCCCCGGCGGGUGAGCAAGCCUAUGGCUCCCAGAGAGGAAGAGGCUCGGGCCGGCCGGAGUCCCGCGCCAUGGGCUUGUACGAUGGCGACACGCGCCAGCGCAGCAAGAGCGUGGCAGACCCAGCACGCCAGUACACAUCUGAUGGCCGUCCUAUCCUCCACUAUGCUCGCGCGAUGUACAUGUACCAGGCGGCCAUCCCCGAGGAAUUGGGCUUUAAUAAGGGCGACUACCUUGCUAUCUUGCGCCACCAAGACGACGGUUGGUGGGAGGCCGAAUUGCAUGGAGGAAAUGGCCGUAUCGGGCUGGUCCCAAGCAACUAUGUCGAUCCGUGUUAAAUAAUGAUUGGUAUAUGAGGUGGUAUAUGGAGUGGAAAGGGUUUGUACAUAUGGGUUGAUUUCAGCGCUUGGAUGUAUAUGCCCACAAUUUGCUUUUGUGGCGUUGGUAAGCGUUACGAUGUAUGUAGAUGACAGAUUGUACCUAACUCGAACUUUUCUUUCUCGAUAACUUGCUCCCUUUCCUUGAAACAGUGGCGCACCGGGUCCUUGGGCAUAACGAGGCGACUC